ACCCCGAUUUAAUUGGAGAUCAGUAUCGUUAUUAAUUUAAUUAAUCAAGUGUUUUAUCAGGCGAUCCAAUUGUAUUGUGUCCUUUGUGGAAUUCGGGUAAAUCCUCGAUGGGGAAAGGAGGCGGAUGCGUUCCAAGCAAGAAGAAGAAGCCGCCGUCUCUUCCCCCCGGAGAUGGCCCCGCCGCCACCGAUGUCGGUGGAGCUGCGCCGAUCCCGAUCGAGGAUGAUCGGACAACUGGAGAUGGCGAACAUACGGCGACGACAACCAGCGCAGGGACAACGCCGGCGAUUGCGGCCAGGAUCCCGGUGAGGAUCUUCAUCGUCUUCUACUCCAUGUACGGGCACGUAGAGAGCUUGGCGAGGAGGAUGAAGAAGGGCGUCGAUGGCGUCGAUGGGGUGGAGGCGACGCUGUACAGGGUGCCGGAGACGCUGCCGAGGGAGGUUCUGGAGCAAAUGAAGGCGCCGCCAAAGGAUCCGGAGAUCCCGGAGAUCACGGCGGCGGAUCUGGCGGCGGCGGACGGAUUUCUAUUUGGUUUUCCGACUAGGUAUGGGUGUAUGGCUGCGCAGAUGAAGGCUUUCUUCGAUUCGACGGGGCAGUUAUGGAGGGAGCAGACGCUCGCCGGAAAACCUGCCGGGUUCUUCGUGAGUACGGGGACGCAGGGCGGGGGCCAGGAGACCACCGCUUGGACAGCAAUCACACAGCUCGCACACCAUGGAAUGCUAUUUGUCCCCAUAGGGUACACCUUUGGGGCCGGAAUGUUCAAGAUGGAUUCAAUCCGAGGAGGCUCUCCAUAUGGAGCUGGCGUCUAUGCCGGUGAUGGGACCAGACAGCCUACCGAAACAGAGCUUGCUCUCGCAGAACAUCAAGGAAAAUACAUGGCUGCCGUGGUCAAAAGACUUUCACAGUCUGAAACCUCGGGUUCUCUCGCUUAAUAAUUUGUGAUCUCGUUACAUUAGUUCAAUGGAAAAAUGCAUUGUUUUGGGUGUUUACUGUGUCAGCAAUCUCGGUCCGGACAAGCCUGCAUCUUUGAGACGUUCCAAAAAUUGAAAGUUCAAAUCAAAGGGUUCCUUCUUACUUCUUGAUGGGAGCCGAAGAUGCGGAAGUACGGAUAGGAGCCGGUGGGUUGUGUACAUGAGCUUAUUGAGUUCUCUUCAUCUGUGGUUUUGGUUUUUGGUCUUGUACAAAUUUGGUUUUGGCACGUUAUUGGAGUGGAUUCAAUGUUAUUUGAAGCCAAAUUUAUUGCAUUUUAAUU
Tarenaya hassleriana is the source of this 1252-nucleotide messenger RNA. Its product is annotated as probable NAD(P)H dehydrogenase (quinone) FQR1-like 2. Bases 108 to 932 code for a protein of 274 amino acids. The transcript is spliced from 2 exons. Gene Ontology annotation, molecular function: NAD(P)H dehydrogenase (quinone) activity; FMN binding. The record is from RefSeq and is a predicted model, not a curated record. Lineage: Eukaryota; Viridiplantae; Streptophyta; Magnoliopsida; Brassicales; Cleomaceae.